UCCAGAGUAACUAUAUACACUGAGCUGUAAAGAAACAUGUGUGCACAUAACAUUUAUGCUGCAUAUAUUAGUUUGCAUGUUUGUGUAGAAUAAGGCCAAGAUUUUUCGACAUGUUUACAUUUUCUGAAUUAGGAAUGUUUUAUAUAUGCUCAUUCUCAUUGUUUUGAUCCACACAGUUGUAUUUGUAUCAGUGGACUUUGACUAGUAUGCUUCUAUUAACCUGUACGUGUAACAACUGAAAUAUACCCAAUAUCUGCACCUGCACUAUCACGAACUAUCAGAGAAGAGGCUAGCAGGAAGUAGAAGGCCUCAAUGGUUGUAUUUAUUGUCUAAUUACAUACAACUUCCAAAUAAGCUGUGUUGUCACGUAUAGGCCUACACAAUAAUAAUACAACACUAAUAGAAAGAAAGAAAGAAAGAAAGAAAGAAAGAAAGAAAGAAAGAAAGAAAGAAAGAAAAGUGUAUUCUUGAUAUGAUAAAAUAACAUUUCAGAAACGCCAGUUGGGGUGUGCCAAUUCACAUUGCCCAUUAUAUAUGCACUAAUGGACAUUGCAUGCAUCUCGUGGAGAAUAUGUCAUGUUUAUGAAAAUGUUAUUCGUUCUGUAUAACCACAGUGUGAGGGGUAAUGCUUUGAUGAGACUUUCAGAGUAUUUUUUUAUGAACACAUUGGGACUAUAAACGUUAGAGCAGUAUUUACAUAUUUGAGAUGCUAUUCAGUAAUUCAUAAUUCAUCAUUUUGUGUCGUUGACAGAGUGACAAUAAAAUACAUAAAUGUUCUUUUUUAAUGCUGGACAAGAGGUGUAUGACUAUAACGAAGGUCACAGCGGAGUGAAUCAGCUUGGCGGAGUGUUCGUCAACGGCAGACCCCUGCCCGACACCACCAGACAGAAAAUAGUCGAGCUUGCUCACAGUGGCGCGCGGCCGUGCGAUAUAUCCAGGAUUCUGCAGACCCAUGGUGAUGCAAAAGUUCAAGUGCUGGACAAUGAAAACGUGUCAAACGGCUGUGUGAGUAAGAUUCUGGGCAGAUACUAUGAAACCGGCUCCAUCAGACCAAGGGCGAUCGGGGGUAGCAAACCAAGAGUAGCAACUCCCGAGGUGGUCGGAAAAAUUGCAGUAUACAAGAGGGAGUGCCCGUCAAUCUUCGCGUGGGAAAUUCGUGACAGACUGCUAUCCGAGGGGGUCUGCACAAACGAUAAUAUACCCAGUGUAAGUUCAUUGAGUGUUUCGUCGAUAAACAGAGUACUGCGCAACCUGGCUAGCGAAAAGCAACAGAUGGGCGCAGAUGGCAUGUAUGACAAGUUGAGAAUGCUGAACGGUCAGACUGGGACGUGGGGGACCCGCCCGGGCUGGUACCCCGGAACCUCAGUGCCAGGACAGCCCAACCCAGAUGGUUGUCCACAGUCAGACGGUGGAGGUGAGAACACUAACUCAAUAAGUUCGAAUGGAGAAGACUCGGAUGAGACCCAAAUGAGACUUCAGCUGAAAAGAAAAUUGCAGAGGAACCGCACUUCGUUCACACAAGAACAGAUAGAAGCGCUUGAGAAAGAGUUUGAAAGAACUCACUAUCCAGAUGUUUUCGCAAGGGAAAGACUUGCUGCAAAAAUUGACCUCCCAGAGGCCAGAAUACAGGUGUGGUUUUCAAAUAGAAGGGCAAAGUGGAGGAGGGAGGAGAAACUACGGAAUCAAAGACGACAAGCCAGUAACUCUUCCAGUCACAUCCCUAUCAGCAGCAGUUUCAGCACCAGUGUCUACCAGCCCAUCCCACAGACCACAGCACCAGGUUGGAUGUCGUUCUCAUCAGGAUCCAUGUUGGGAAGACCAGACACAGCCCUUACAAACACAUACAGUGCCCUGCCACCUAUGCCAAGCUUCACCAUGGCCAACAACCUGCCUAUGCAAGCCCCUGUGUCCAGCCAGACCUCCUAUUCCUGCAUGCUGCCCACCAGUCCCUCAGUCAACGGACGGAGCUACGACACGUACACCCCUCCUCAUAUGCAGGCACAUAUGAACAGCCAAUCAAUGGCUGGUUCAGGAGGCAACUCAACAGGUCUCAUCUCUCCUGGAGUAUCUGUUCCUGUUCAAGUCCCAGGCAGUGAUGCAGACAUGUCCCAGUACUGGCCCAGGCUACAGUAAAGACUUUCAACGUGUGACUCCUUGGAUAUUGUCUGUCCGGCAGUAUUUUAUUACAGACCUGAGAAAAUACUCUAAAAGAGACUAUUUUGUACUGGGAUUGGGCCAUUCUCUAUCAUUCUUUGGCCACAAAGACUUGAAGAAGAAAAAAAGAGAAAGGACUUCUGUAAAGUGCCCGGUGUAACAUCGUAAAUGGGGGGAAAAAACUAGCUGUUUUCAUCAGUUUCCAACUUAUGUCAUUUUUGGUGUAUUUGUAUAUGGCCAGUUGUAUGUCAUGAUGAAAAAAUAACAACGUGGAUGGACAGUGAAACUGAGUUGGUCCUUGCUUCUGCUGAAAAGAAGAUCAUUUGUGAAGAAUUUUCUUCCAUGAAUAAUUUUUAUCAAUGUAUAUCAAGAAGCUCUCCCAGUCUGUGUGCAGAAUGUGGACUCUGGUGAAACAAGUUUGUAUCAUUCCAGGUACCAGUUGGGUAUGAGACACCUGUUUCUCUAUUCUUUUCUUUUCAAAAGCUUGCUGGCAGAAACAUUGUAAAUGGAAAGCAUUAACCGCUGAAAUUGAGUUUUGGUAGCUAAAAACGGUAGAUUGUGUCUUCGAUAUAAUUCAGUUUGUUAUGUCGAAAUGUAAGUAUUUGUCUUCCCUAGCAGUCUCCCGGAACAAUUUCUAUAAUAAAGUUAAUUUCAUUUAUA
Messenger RNA from Oncorhynchus nerka (sockeye salmon), 2814 nucleotides. Its product is annotated as paired box protein Pax-6-like. Gene Ontology annotation, molecular function: DNA-binding transcription factor activity, RNA polymerase II-specific; RNA polymerase II cis-regulatory region sequence-specific DNA binding. The record is from RefSeq and is a predicted model, not a curated record. Gene Ontology annotation, biological process: regulation of transcription by RNA polymerase II; anatomical structure development. Bases 772 to 2133 code for a protein of 453 amino acids. The transcript has 11 exons. Lineage: Eukaryota; Metazoa; Chordata; Actinopteri; Salmoniformes; Salmonidae.